ACGUCACUGUUGCUGGGCGGAGCGGGUUCCGGCGGGUGGAGCUGAGGUCGGGUGAGCGACGGACGUGUACGGCUCUUUCCUUGUUCCUUCAGGAGGAAAAUCGACGGAAAAUGAGAGGUUUUGGCGGAGAACGCGAUCGUGGCCGAGACAGGGGAAGCAAUGGGCCACGGUUUGGUGGAGGCUCAUCACUGGGCAAGAAGUUUGGACAGCCUGGGGAACGUCUUAGAAAAAAGAAGUGGGACAUGGAUGAGCUACCAAAAUUUGAGAAGAAUUUUUACGUAGAGCAUCCUGAAGUGGUUAGAUUAACCCCAUUUGAAGUGGAUGAUUUCCGUCGGAAGAAAGAAAUUACUACAAAGGGAACGGACUGCCCAAAGCCAGUGUUCCAAUUUCAUCAAGCCAAUUUCCCUUCCUAUGUGAUGGAUGUUCUGUGUUCGCUGAAUUUUGUGGAGCCGACGCCAAUACAGUGCCAGGGCUUUCCGGUAGCACUUAGUGGGCGUGAUAUGGUUGGAAUUGCACAGACUGGAUCUGGCAAAACUCUGGCUUAUUUAUUGCCAGCCAUCGUACACAUUAACCACCAGCCAUUCCUCGAGCGAGGUGACGGCCCCAUUUGCUUGGUGUUGGCACCAACACGAGAGCUGGCGCAGCAGGUGCAGCUGGUUGCUGAAGACUAUGGGAAAUCUUCACGAAUAAAGAGUACCUGUAUUUAUGGUGGUGCCCCUAAAGGCCCUCAGAUCCGGGACCUGGAGAGAGGAGUGGAAAUCUGUAUUGCAACACCAGGCCGUUUGAUUGACUUUUUGGAAGCUGGAAAGACUAAUCUCCGUCGUUGCACUUACCUGGUACUUGAUGAGGCUGAUCGUAUGUUGGAUAUGGGCUUUGAGCCUCAGAUUCGGAAAAUUGUGGAGCAAAUUCGGCCGGACAGACAGACUCUGAUGUGGAGUGCCACUUGGCCAAAAGAGGUCAGACAACUAGCUGAGGACUUCUUACGGGAUUACAUCCAGAUCAAUGUUGGAGCCCUGGAACUGAGUGCCAACCACAACAUCCUUCAAAUUGUUGAUGUGUGUCAGGAGACGGAGAAGGACCUGAAAUUGCUCCAUCUGCUGGAAGAAAUCAUGGCAGAGAAAGAAAAUAAAACAAUCAUCUUUGUAGAAACCAAGCGUCGCUGUGAUGACUUGACCCGUAGGAUGAGAAGAGAUGGUUGGCCAGCGAUGUGCAUUCAUGGAGAUAAAAGUCAGCCAGAAAGAGAUUGGGUCCUUAAUGAAUUCCGAUCAGGAAAAGCACCCAUCCUUAUUGCAACUGACGUUGCAUCUCGAGGUUUAGGACGUCAUGUCGGGGCUUGUCCGGUUACAUCUUGGGCCUGUCUGAGGUUUCACUGCCCGAAAAGCGGGUUGCAAAAAGGUUUGAAGGUAGGAAUGAGUAGAUUGCUGCUUUCUGCAUCUUGCCUAGACACUGUUGAAUUUGAUACAAAACUGAGAACUAUUUCAUUUAGGUCAGUCUGUUUCUUGUUACCUAUUGAUUACAUCAGGCUGGGAAAAAUUUGUUCUGAGGCAUAGGAGAGCCAAUGGACAACUUUGUCAAGGUGCCACCUUGAAGGUGCAUAUUUGGGUCUGGGGCUUUGUGUAUGGGAAACUUUCCAAGAAGGCGCGACUAUUAUAAAAACUAGUAUAGCUACGACACAUUUUGAUCAAAUGUCCACAACAGAUGCGUUACCUAGUAUUUUUCCCAGUCUGGCAUUAACAAUGGGCUCAGAUUUUUUUUUUAAAUAUGCAGUUUAUGUUAUAUACAGGCUGUUGCAGGAUUAUGCUAAAACUUAUUCAAAACGAUACUUGAGAGAAUCUAGACUUUAAUGUUCCACACUUUUUCCUGUCCCUAUUCCUUAACAUAAUAACUUUCCUGUCCUUUGUAUCAUCAGCUAGGAUUGGAUUUGCAGGAGUUACUCCACAGAAGGUCUUCACAGCUGCACUAUCAGAGCCAUCUCUUGCCAGUCAGUGGGAAGUAUGCUACUGGACAGGGAUAAAAAUAGAGACGGUGAACAAGAAGACUCUUGUAUUGCAUCAUGAAUGACCAAAUAUUGUUAUUGUUUGGUUUUGACAGUCUGAUUGUUUCUCAAAAUAAUAGGAUACUUUAAAAAAUUCUGUAACUUGAAGUACACAGGUCAGCCAACAUAGGGUCUAGAGUCCAAGUGGGGUUAUCGCCAGGUUGACCAUGAAGCACGCAGGUGCUGUUAUGUAGAUUUUCUUGUAUUCUUUUCACUUCCUUUUAUUCUUAGGGUAUUGCACUGUUCAGACAAUAAGAGGGUGCCACUGUAUUCAAUUUCCAGUAUUUUUUUCGGAGUUCUUGGUGAUCCAAGAAGUAGGGAAAAUAAUUGGGCUUUGCAAUCACUUACAGCUUAAAGUGUAAAAUGCACCCUGGAAUGUGAAUUAUGAGACUAGAACCUAAAGAGGAUGCUGGCAACAACUUUGCACAGUAGGUUACAAUUAUGGUGUAAGCUUUUGGCUUCACUGUGAUAUAAAUGGAGUUGCCCUUUUAGAAUGGGGUACAGAUCAAAGCUGGCUACCUGAGAUCUGUAUCUUGUGUACAUUAUUUGUUUGUGUCCAUUUCUAUUUGAUAUCAAUAUGUGCUUUAAUAUGAAUAUUUUUCAUUUCUCAUGUACACUUUUCCUCUCUGUCUCUUGUUUAUUGCUGUCUUGGGAUUCAACAUAGAAACACUCGCUAAUGAAAUAAGAAAUAGCAAGUGAAACUUGAGCCCAUUUUUGUAAUGAGAAACAGACUUGAAAAAUAGUUUGUCAGUAAAUUGUAAAGAAAAAAAAAAUAAUUUGAGUCUGGGCAAUAGAUGCAGUGUGGGCUGGGAGUUAUUGGAGAGAUUGGGUUUGAGGACCUUAUUUAAUGACUGCGGUCCUCUGGUGCUACAUGAAAGUCGGGCUGCAGAAAAGCCAUCCAUCCCAACGUGUGAGACUUCUCGCUACAAGGGAAUGCUCGAUGCAUGCUCUCCCAGCUCCACUGGUCCCAUGUCGCAUGGCGGAGGUCGAAAGGAGACCGCCAGAACCAGAGAAACGGGAGUGUGCAUCGGACUGGUAAAUACUAUUCAACACAGAAGGGAGGAAGUCGAAAUUUAUUCUGGAUUUCAACUUUAAAGUAUGGAUUUCAAUGACAACAUGCCAAAUCUGGAGUUGUCUGUUGGGUUAAAAAUUACCAUACAGUGACUGGUAAGCAAACUGAUUUCAUUAGCUUAGCGCAGUGAAUGAAUUACAUCGAAGAUCAGGAUUCUGCAUUCCAGCGCCCCUGUCAUUUUACAAACUGAACCCCAGAUGAUGUUGGAUUAACAAACUUUGAAUCCUCAUCCACAAAUAUCAGGAUAGAUUUUAAUGCUGGUCAUUAUAAUGGUCCAAGUAGUGAUUGUGCUGUAGUGGGUGGCAGUGUAAUAGUCUAAGCUGGGAUGCAUCACAAUCUUUCAGCUCCAUAACAAAUUCUUGUAGUUUUUGUAGUUCUAAUCUCCUGGGUUUUGGAUGUUGAUACCUUUCCUCUUGGUUAUUCAGAGGUUUAUAUUUAGUAUGACGUGGAUUUGCAAUUGGGCUACCAAGUAAUCUGCCAUUUACAGUAUUAUCAGUUCAAAAUCAGCACUUGAUCUUUCUAGUUUUCAUAACCUGAACAAAAGGUGACUUCUUUUGAUAUGUGUUAAUGAAUUUCCCUGAAAUGAUAAUAGUUUUUGUAUUGAGAAUAGCAUGUCCAGAUCCAGUAUUAGCAGUUAUGGUCCACCUUGGUUUUGUGCAGAUUGAUUCUGAUUUUCAUGGACCAGUGAUGCUAUGGUAAUUUCUAACCCUGACAACCAUAAUGUUUGAAGAUUUGUAAUAAUGCUACAUUAAGAAGACAAGAAGGGAGUAUUCCUUUACUACCUAUUUAGGCCAGAAUUAAAUAAUGUUAUUUUGCACUGAAAUUUGAACUGGUUUUGUUUCGGACCUUUGGUGAAGAUUGGUCUAGUCUACAUUGUGCGAAAAAGUAGCCUUAUCUCUGAGUCUUCCAGAUCUUUAAAAAAAUUGCCCCGUUUUGUAACUGCGUCCAUUGAAAUAGUAUUUUAAAUAUGGUAAAUUGGUGGAAUACCUGUGUACUGCUGUUUAUUUAAAAAAAAUAUAUAUAGAGGUUCGGGCAGUAAUGUAAUGUGUGAAUUUAUCUAAUCUGUAUUUUUGCCCACAGGUUUCUUUUCCAGAGUGGUAGUCUAAACAUAGAUUUAAAGCAUGCAUUCUUGGUUCAUAAAAUUUGGUGAAUGUUGCUUGGAGGUGUCAGUUGUCAGGGAUAGAUUGGAACUUAAUUCUGAAGCUUAUGGAUUGUCAGAUUCAUAGUGGGAAUUUCAGAGGAUAUUUUCAAGUGUUCUUCCAUGUGUCAUCUGAGAUAUAUUUUCAAUGUGUAAAGGUUCUUGGUUAUUGUCCCUGUGUACUUUAAUAAUGGAAAGCAGGAUGUGAGGUGGUACAAUGUGACUGGCUUCAUCUGACUUCAAAAACUGGUUGAGUUUGGCGGCAUAGUAUUGCUUUAGACCUAAGCUGCUCCUGAUCUAUUUUAAAGGUUUAAUUGUUGCAGCAAAUAGAUAUUUGAAAAGCUGAACAACUUUUUAGCCAUUUAGUUCAAUUGUUACAGGAAGGACAAAAGCAAAGGUUAUGGUAGUAUUUGAACUUUGAGAUGAGAAUGAACAUACAAUUCCUUGGAAUUGUUUAAAAGGUGGCACGGUCUGUUGUAAAGUCUUAUUUCAAUCUCAAGUUUCUCCUCACUCAGAUUUAUAUCCACCUAGUGAGUAAAAUAGUUAGAAUUUGAUGAAAAUCAAAUAAGUCUUCCACUUUAUAGCUGCAACUUAAGCAAAGAGGAGCAGGCUUACUCAAUGAAACAGGCCUCAGUUUUUCCAUUUUCUUGAGGUGGGUGUAUUAGGGUUCUGAACACCGAAUGUGGGUCAGUAAUAAAUUUGUUUUAUACUUUUGUGCUCAGUGUUCUGCCUUUUGGUUUGUGAGGUUUUUGCUCAAAGCAUGGUGUGGGUUUAAGCUCUUUGCAUGGAAGGCCAAUACUGUAAACAUGGACUGUAAGGGGUGCUUGUACUAAAUCUUGUUCUAACUCUUCUUUCUACCUGGCUGUUGUGGUGUACUGCUUGUGCUGGUUCAAACUGGCACAUCCCCCACCUUUCCACACCACACUGCAAUUCUGCUUUUACAGACGUGGAAGACAUCAAAUUUGUCAUCAAUUACGACUACCCCAAUUCCUCUGAAGACUACGUACAUCGCAUUGGUCGUACAGCUCGCAGUACAAAUAAAGGCACAGCCUACACCUUCUUCACACCAGGCAAUGUGAAACAG
Molecule: messenger RNA, 5329 nt
Organism: Mobula hypostoma (lesser devil ray)
Lineage: Eukaryota; Metazoa; Chordata; Chondrichthyes; Myliobatiformes; Myliobatidae
Product: probable ATP-dependent RNA helicase DDX17
Exons: 12
Coding region: 111-1550 (479 amino acids)
Biological process (GO): alternative mRNA splicing, via spliceosome
Cellular component (GO): nucleus; ribonucleoprotein complex; cytoplasm
Molecular function (GO): mRNA 3'-UTR binding; ATP binding; ribonucleoprotein complex binding
Source: RefSeq, a predicted model, not a curated record